Messenger RNA from Olea europaea var. sylvestris, 830 nucleotides. RefSeq names its product cytochrome P450 CYP72A219-like. The record is from RefSeq and is a predicted model, not a curated record. NCBI's taxonomy places the organism in Eukaryota, Viridiplantae, Streptophyta, Magnoliopsida, Lamiales, Oleaceae. The annotation marks the transcript as partial. Gene Ontology annotation, molecular function: heme binding; iron ion binding; oxidoreductase activity, acting on paired donors, with incorporation or reduction of molecular oxygen. The transcript has 2 exons.
GGACUUAUGAAGGGAUUCUUCUUUAAUGCACAUGACACCAUUGCAGUUCUUCUUGUCUGGUGUUUGAUUUUGCUUGGAAAAUACCAAGACUGGCAGGAGCAAGCCAGACAAGAAGCUUUCAAGGUUUUUGAAAAUCGUAAAGCAGAUUAUGAAGGGUUAAGUCAACUCAAAGUCUUACCUAUGAUUUUGAACGAGGUAUUGAGGUUGUACCCACCAGUGGUCGAGCUCUCUAGACUUGUUGAAGAAGAGAUGCAAUUAGGAGAAUACACUAUACCAGCAGAUACACAAGUCAUGUUGCCAAUAAUUGUAAUUCAUCGCGAUCCUCAAUACUGGGGUGAAGAUGCGAACGAGUUCAAUCCUCACAGAUUUUCCGAAGGAGUUGUAAAAGCAACGAAAGGACGUCCUAUAUAUUUUCCCUUCGGCUGGGGACCCCGUGUGUGCAUCGGUCAAAACUUCGCAUUUUUGUCAGCCAAAUUAGUAUUGGUAGACAUUUUGCGCACUUUCUCGUUCGAGAUUUCUCCUACUUAUAUCCACGCUCCACAUGUGAUUUUCACCCUUCAGCCUCAGUUUGGAGCCCCUAUCAUUCUGCGCAACCUCAACUGAAGUCUCCAGUUUUUACUUAUAUCCGAUGUUUUUGGCUAUUUGUUGGUUGUAUUGUUAGUUUUUAUGCUUUUUCAGUCGUCGAGUCUCCAAUAAAUGGUUGUGUUUAAUUAUGUCCGAUGUUUUUGUGCAACAUUUCACUCGAUAACUCUACCUUCAUUAAAUAUGAAUUGUUAGUGUAAACUUUUAUAUUAAUUUCUCAUGUAAUGCAAUGUUUAUGUGUUCAUUCU